Staurois parvus is the source of this 318-nucleotide messenger RNA. The record is from the annotation of a GenBank genome assembly. NCBI's taxonomy places the organism in Eukaryota, Metazoa, Chordata, Amphibia, Anura, Ranidae.
AUGUCACCUGCUGUGUAUGAAUCCAGACAAGAGCCAGAGGAAGAACAGGAACAGCAAGACAAUAGCUCAGAGGGAGAAGUAUUUUCCAUUUCAAUAGAUGAAACAGACAUUGCAAAAGAUCUAAAGGAGAUAAACACACUCAACUGCAAAAACAGGAUAAAAACUAUGGGCUCUAAGCAGUUGGAACUCCAGCAUUCAUGGGGGAGACUCGGUGCUUAUAAAUUCUUACAGAUUUGUGACUUGAUACCUGUCCCAUCUACCAUCCGGAAGCCAAACCUAAGAGCAGAACUUAAUGACCCAUAUGACCUAUCAUUCUAG